This is a messenger RNA of Meloidogyne enterolobii, 1092 nucleotides long. The record is from the annotation of a GenBank genome assembly. Lineage: Eukaryota; Metazoa; Nematoda; Chromadorea; Rhabditida; Meloidogynidae.
AUGUCGCGCACGUUAUCAGAAUUCCCCAUUCUUCCUACCUCAAAACGUUGUACCGGCGAGUAUGCCUUUACAUUUUUCUCAGACCGUUAUAUGUUGUCCAGCGAUGUUUUUCAAAUUAAAUUUACUUCAAGUUUGGAAGAAUGUUUGGCGUUAUGUUUAAAUAGCGCGGAAACUUCAAAAUCAAAUGUUUGUAAAAGUGUGUCUUUUAACAGAACAGAUGGGGGUUGCCAUUUAUCUUCACAAAAUCAACAUAGCAAACCAACCUCAAUUCGUAUUAAUAAUAAUCCAAACUAUAGAAUUGAUUAUUACGAAAAUAAUUGUUACAACAAUAGUUUUACGUUUACUUCAAAUUGUGAGCCUACCGGCAUUCGAGUAUAUUCUUUAUUUUCUCUAAAAUUUAUUUUUCCACUUCAGAUAACCGUAGAUUCCCUCAUUCCUUAUACCGGCGCCCUUUAUGGCCUCUAUGAUUUUUUCUCUUGCCGUGUAGAACCUAAAGAACAACAACAUUUUGAAUUGUUUUUUCCCUAUCCUAAUUAUGCUAAAAAUUGUUCUGACAGUAUGAGAAGACUGGAGAAUGAUAUAUUCCUUGAAGUUGUUUUAUCCACAGAUGGGGUAGAACCUUUAUAUUUUAUAACGGCAGAUGAUUUGACGUAUCAAGCCCGUUGUCCAGCACCGACUAAACAAAGACAAAUUACUCAAGAAAGUUAUUCAACAACAACACAACUUCUAACUAACCAAACAACAACCUCUCCUACCGAAAAUUUAAUUAAAAAUAAUUAUAUUAGAGGAAAUUCAAUUAAUGCAAUUUUGGAGGAAUUGGCUAAUUCCGCAACAGCUACAACAACAAUAAUUAAUAGUGAAGAAGAAGAAAAUAAAAAAGAUAAAAAAUUAGUAGAGGCUUCAAGUAGUGAAGAAGAAAUUCAAAAAAAUAAUGAAGUUUCUUCGACAACUUCUGGAACUACAAAAAUUAAUUUAAAGGAAAAUACUAAACAAAAAAAUGAAUUUACUAAAGAUACAUUUUCUUUACCUUUAUAUUCAAUACUUCAAAAUGAAUUUUCUGAAACAACUACUAAAAGUGAAUUUUUAGGAUAA